Molecule: messenger RNA, 1143 nt
Organism: Branchiostoma floridae (Florida lancelet)
Lineage: Eukaryota; Metazoa; Chordata; Leptocardii; Amphioxiformes; Branchiostomatidae
Exons: 4
Coding region: 73-1143 (356 amino acids)
Source: RefSeq, a predicted model, not a curated record
GUCUCUUUUGACCUUUGUGUUCCAAGGAAGAAGCCACGACAACUAUACUCUUAGUUCUACGGAAUACUGCCAAUGAUGGCAACAAAGGCUGAGAUUAUCAUUCCACAGUCCGCAGAAGACAUCUCCCCCUCCUGGGUGCAGUUGGUACUGCAGAAGGAGCUCCCAGGCAUCAUCAUUACGGACGUCGAUGUCAAAGGUCCCAUCAACAAAGGCGAGGGAUACAUGAGCAACAUCAUCGCUUUUGAUGCCGUGGGGACCAGGAACGGUACCAGUCAGCACUACAGUCUUGUGGCUAAAAUGACAGAUUUCAAUUGUCCUUUCACUGAAAUAAAAGAGUGGAAAAAGGAAACUCACAUCAAAAUGGAGACGAGAAAACUCCGGUUUUACUCCGACGUAGUUCCUGAGCUAUUAUCUGUGGCAAUCCCAGGCACAGAGCGCGAAUCUAAGCCAGGAAAUAUAGAUGACCAGAAUGACCCUCCGACUGAUUCCUUAUUCCUCCCAAAAUGCUACUUUGCCGCCACCGAUCCGAGCUCCAUGGUGUCCGUCAGGGUUAUGGAGAACCUGAAAUCUCAGGGCUUCUCCAUCAAACCCAACCGCCAGUCGCUGAGCCGUGCUGAGAUGAUGCUGGCUGCCGGGGCCCUAGCGCAGCUGCACGGCCUGUCACAUCUAGUGGAGCUCCGGUCGGGCAAACCCCUUUCCGAGAAGUACGACUGGAUCAAGACUACUUCCAGAGUUUGGAUCGAUGCACAGAGCUCCCUUUAUCGGGACGGCGUGAAGGAAUUCGCCGCAGCUUUUCCUAAAAAGGCAGACCUUACAGGGUUUCUAGAAAAGUUAGACCCCUAUCGCGAGAUACUAGACUUAGAGGAAGACCCGAGGCUUAAGGUGCUUUGCCAUACGGAUAGUUGGAUAAAUAACAUCAUGAUUAAGUUCGAUGGUGACGUGCCCACCGAAGUAAGGCUGGUGGACUGGCAGACUCCCACAUACAACCCGCCAACCAUUGACCUGACUCUCCUGUUUCUUUGCAACACGAGCUGGGACGUCUUCCACAAUUACAGAGACGACAUCUUGGCCCACUAUCACCACAUACUGCAGGAGACCCUGGGUACAGGAGAAUCCUCGGGCCUAAAGAGCUGGAACAGUUGA